UGUAAGUGUAGUUUACAUAAAAUUCUGAGACGACGACUCACGAUUACUGGUGCAGUCUCUUCUGUGCUUCAUCUGAAAAAAGCUUGGAUGCUGGUAUCUGGCUGUUUGGAGGUUGAAGACUAAGACUGUGAUGUAUUCCUUCAAUGAUUCUAUCGCAUCCUCUGGGACUGACACUGUUUGUGUGCUCUGGGGCUGUGAAGUGAGCAGCAUGAAGAGGACUGCAGUGUUUGAGGUGGAGGAUGACCUCCUCGAGCACCAGUUCUUUAUCCGCACAAUUUGCCUAAGUGCGGAGGCUAAUGAGGAAAUGCAUGUGGUGGAGGUGCAGGAUAAGAUGCUGGGUCGAAGCCACCCGGUGCCCAUCGCCACCCUCCGCCCCCAUUGCCUGCCGAUGGUAAGUUUCAGUGGUUUCGAGUUGAUGCCACCAGUCACCUUUAACCUUCGCUCUGGCCAAGGCCCUGUCUUCAUCUGUGGACAGCACGUGACUUUGGAAAUGGAUGAAGAGGAGGAAGACAUUGUGUUUUCAAAGACAUCCACCCCCUACGCAGAGUAUCUAAAUGAAGAUGGCAAGGCCUUUGUGCUCCCUCUAAUAAGGAAGAUAAAGCAACAGAUCACCAGUGAUCCUACUCUCAGCUCAGAGUACCCACCCUGCCUAGGCCUCCCAGAAUUCACCAGAAGAGCAACAGAGCUUGCUCUUGGCAAUGACUGCUGUGCAAUUGUGGAAAACAGGGUGCUGGGGGUCCAGACAGUAGGCUGCACUGGGGCAGUACGCCUGGGGGCCGAGUUGUUGAAGCGCUGGUACAGCCUGAGUGCAGAAUGGCGGGGCCCUGUCUACCUCUCUUCGCCCUGUGAUGAACACCUGGCUGGGGUCUUUGAGGCCGUGGGGAUCCUGGACGUUCGGGAGUACAGGUACUGGGACGCGGAGCUGAGGGGCGUGUCUGCGGAACACAUGCUGGAGGAUCUGGAGGCGGCCCCGGAACUGUCCGUGAUCGUGCUCUCGGCCCCGGGCCACUGCCCCACGGGGGCCGACCUCUCCCAGAAGGACUGGAAACUGGUGGCUGAAGUCAUGGUGAGGCGCAGGCACCUCCCUUUCUUCCUGAUGCCCACACAGGGCCUGUGCCUGGGGGACCCUGGCCAGGACAGCUGGCCGCUGCGUCACUGCGCCUCCGUGGGCAUGGAGCUAAUCUGCACCCAGGCUUUCUCUCACAACUUUGGCCUCUAUGGAGAGCGAGUUGGACACCUCUUGCUUGUCCUGAGGCAAAACUCCACACUAUUAGCUGUUCAGUCGCAAGCAGAGAGACUGGUGAGAACACUGUGGUCCCGUCCACCUGUGGGAGGGGCCCGAGUGGUUGCCACAGUGCUCAGUAACCCCGCCCAUCUUGUUGAAUGGCACGAGGGUGUGAGGACUGCUGUGGAGCGGUGCAUGCUGGUUAGGGAGCGACUACGAGAGAAGCUGAGGAUUCUGGGAACUCCAGGCUGUUGGGACCACUUGACACAGCAAGGCGGAGUGUACUGCUGCACAGGCCUUAACGCCCAGCAGGUGGAGUACCUUUCCAAGAGGAGACAUAUCUACCUGCUCCCCAACGGGUGUCUGAAUGUGAGCUGCAUCAACAACCUCAACCUGGACUACGUGGCAGAGUCCAUAAACCUGGCCUUGACCUCUCUUCCUUGACGUCAUGAACCAGAUCAUUCACUUCUGCUAACAAACCAGCUACUUGUGAAGUAAUGUGACGUGAACAACACCUUUUGCACCCAGGCAUGUCCUUAAUUAGAGUCAAUUCAAAAGGUGGAUGCACCCAUUGGAAGAUCAGUGUUUAUAAGGAAAUGAUGCGUCUCAUCCAGUAAACCGUUGGAACGAUUACACUCUUACAAGAAGACAUGAGUCACAGACAUGAAAAAAUGAUCUCCUCCUUUUUUUAGUGACUGUUAUUGUGAAUAGAUAAGGUGAGGAGAGAGCCUUGAGAGAACAAUCAUGCUGGGCAUGUUUGAAAGAAAGAGAGAAAAAUAAAUAAAACCUCUGUGUG
Anguilla anguilla (European eel) is the source of this 2021-nucleotide messenger RNA. It is a transcript of the gene got1l1, whose product is annotated as glutamic-oxaloacetic transaminase 1 like 1. Bases 131 to 1669 code for a protein of 512 amino acids. Gene Ontology annotation, cellular component: cytosol. Gene Ontology annotation, biological process: L-aspartate biosynthetic process. Gene Ontology annotation, molecular function: L-aspartate:2-oxoglutarate transaminase activity; pyridoxal phosphate binding. NCBI's taxonomy places the organism in Eukaryota, Metazoa, Chordata, Actinopteri, Anguilliformes, Anguillidae. The transcript is spliced from 13 exons. The record is from RefSeq and is a predicted model, not a curated record.